AGUUGCUCGUACUAUAAAAGCAAAGGGCCAUAAAUUGUGAAAGAGAAAAACAACAGUAUAGAUUGCUAACUUCAGCGUAGAUAUUUGACAUUUUUAAAUUGAUCGAGGAAUACAUCGGGUCCGUUUUAUAGAAUUUUAAAAACCCCUUGAAAACAAUGGUAUAACAAAUGUGAAAUUAUGAAAAUGUGUAGAUUAGAAUAAUUAUUGUGCUUCAAUAUAAAGAUUAAAGUUAGUAGUGGUUUUUGUUAAAAUCCUUGCAAAAUGGAAACCCAGUACUUAACCAAGGAACACCUAAUUGGAUUUGAUAAUUACAAGUACAAUUGUAUUGACACUGGUAUAUUAAGUAUAUAUGUUAUGCAUCCCUUUUGGAAUUGGGUAGUUCAGUUCUGUCCUAGAUCAAUAGCUCCCAAUUUACUAACAUUUACUGGAUUUCUGUUUACUGUGGUAACGUAUAUAUAUUUCGCUGUGGUCGACUAUAACUUCUACGCUUCGGAUCCAGAUCAUCCAGAGGUAGAAUCACUUGGAAAAUGGCCUUUUAUGAUUGCAGCAAUAUUAUUAUUCAUCGCUUACACGUUAGAUGGUAUAGAUGGAAAACAAGCUAGAAAAACUGGUACCAGUGGCCCGUUAGGGGAAUUGUUUGACCAUGGAUUGGAUUCUUAUACAGCUGGUCUCAUUCCUGGAGCAAUGUAUUCCAUUUUUAGCCGCGGCUCCAGAUAUAGUAUAGUUCCUUUCAGAAUGUUUUUUACCAUGUGGAAUGUUAUGAUGAAUUUUUAUAUGACUCAUUUUGAAAAAUACAAUACCGGAGUGAUGUUCUUGCCUUGGGGAUACGAUUUCUCUAUGUGGGGAACAAUAAUAACAUUUCUAAUAGCGGGGAUUUUUGGGGCCGAAUUUUGGCAGUUUCAAAUAGGCAAUUGGACAGCUGGAAACAUGUUAGAGAUGCUCCUCUAUAUUUCUUCUCUAAUAUCAAAUGUACCUGUAAUAUCAUACAAUAUUUACUUGUCUUACAAAAAUAAAACUGGAAAAAUGAGACCAUUCACUGAUGCUGUUCGACCGCUCAUGUCCGUAGGGGCAUUCUUCUCUAUAACGCUUCUGUGGGUUUUAUACUCUCCCAGCAAUAUUGUUGAAACAGAUCCUAGAGCAUUAUUUUUUCUUUUGGGAACCGUUUUUUCAAAUAUAUCUUGUCGAUUGAUCGUCGCUCAAAUGAGUAAUACAACCUGUGAUGCUUUCAAUUUACUCCUGAUUCCCACUUUCGUUGUAACAGCAGUGUCAAUUUUAACCCAGUGGUCGCAUUUGGAACUACUAUUAUUAUAUUGCUUGUGUGUAGUUACGUCGGUGGCUCAUAUACAUUAUGGAACGUGUGUGGUGAGACAAAUGUGUCGACACUUUAAGGUCAACUGUUUCACGAUAAAAAAACAGUCUGAUUGACUAUUGAUCGACAACGCAUGAUUGGAAUCAAGUGUUGUCUCUCGGAUGUGCAACAAACAUUAGGUGUUGUUUUUUUUUUCAAACAUUAUUAUUUAAUUAAAUUUGAGUGUAUCGAAUGACCUAGUCUUUGUAUUUGGCCAUAGUCAAUAGUCGAGCUGCAGACCAGACUACAAAAACAUACCCGAUGAUGAACAAUUAUAAUGUAAUUUAAAUCUUCGUAAUAUAUGGCCAGUUAACUAAU
Messenger RNA from Diorhabda sublineata, 1666 nucleotides. Its product is annotated as ethanolaminephosphotransferase 1. The transcript has 7 exons. The coding region runs from base 262 to 1425 and encodes 387 amino acids. NCBI's taxonomy places the organism in Eukaryota, Metazoa, Arthropoda, Insecta, Coleoptera, Chrysomelidae. Gene Ontology annotation, molecular function: ethanolaminephosphotransferase activity. The record is from RefSeq and is a predicted model, not a curated record. Gene Ontology annotation, biological process: phosphatidylethanolamine biosynthetic process. Gene Ontology annotation, cellular component: endoplasmic reticulum membrane; Golgi apparatus.